CUCUGUUCGAUCAUCUUCUUUGGAGCUCAGUUAUAAAGCGUCGCAAUGGCACAUCAUCCUGACUACGAAGGAUGGUGCUGGCUGCCAUCUGAAUCCUUCUUGCAACUCCGGAGCGUUUGGAAGUCGAGGUGGGUUAUGCUCACGCCCGAUCACAUUGUCGUCUGCAAAAAGCCUGGUCGUCCCCCUCUGGUGACCUACGCUCUUGCAGAUUACUCGUCAGUCGCGGUCGCGCCUGCAACAAAGAAGCAUGGCCCUACGGUCGUCCUCGCUCCGCUAGAAUCAACGUCGCCCGUGGAAGCCUUUCGGACGCAAUCUCGAUCUGAACCAUCGUCAGCCUCGACUUCGCGGAAAUCAUCAACGUCUCUACAGUUACUUCGGUUCCGACCAGACGAAUAUGAAUCCGCCUCGACGUGGGAAACAUUCAUCAAGGAUCGGAUAAAGUCACCUCUUCCUCUUUCGAUCAGAGCUUCCUUGCUCCGGCAGUCUAGCGUCGAGAGCCCAGAAUUCAACGCAAUCGAUCAGGCACUCUCGCGCAUGGCCCCAACUUUGGUUAAGAUGAGCGAAACCUCGCCUUUGGCAUCACCAACGUUAAGCGUCUCGGAAAGCUACACACCUACAGCCUAUCCUUUCCCGCGGUGGGAUGCACGUAGCAUCCAAACGGUCGCAAGCACCACGUCAAGCUUGAGUGAUCAGAACACGAUUGGUAACAGGACUUCGAGCACCGGACAAUCGCGUGGAUCGGGAGGCAUUCGCAACAGCAUCGCGUCUGCCCACAUUUCUCAUGUGCAGACCGAGUCCAUUCUGCAACGAGCUCAGCUAAGAAUCGACACCCAGGCCGCAACUCUGACCUCUAGCUCGGUUACUCCCGCUCCUCCGAAAUCCUCGCAAUCAAUGUUAAUCGCAAGCCUGUCUAAGUUGGAGAGCGAGCUCGAGGCAAGAGACCGCAGGCUGGCUGCGGAGAGAGCGAAGAAUACAUUGAGCGGCAGCCAGCCUUCCCCUGUUUCCCCAGCAGAUGAAGUUGGUCAGCUUAUAACUGUCAGGAAUCCGGCUCGCAAGGCUAGCAUUGUGAGCGCUUCGGAGGGCAGCUCCAAACAGCUUGAGACAAGAGCGCCGGAUGGAAGAAGGGCAUCCAAGAUCUCCGUCUCGACGAACAGGCGGACCAGCUGGGUAGCAUUCGCAAACGAGGAUGACGCCAUGAGUCAUGUAAACAAGCGCCGGACUUCGACAUGCUCGUCAAUUUUGAUAAGCCUAACGAUUGACGACCUGAGGAGCUCUCGUCCGGCUAGCUUGGCAAGCGUUUCACCAAAAAGCAUAACUGGAGAAUUCCAGGCGCCAUCUUCAGACUUGCGGCGAACUAGCUUGAGCAGUCGUGGAUACGGCAGUGACCGAGCUUCUGCGACAUCUUCGGCGUCUAUUCGAGCAGCCAGAUACAGAAGUCACGUUGGAGGAUUUACAGGUUUCGACGAAGGAAUCUUUGGUCGAAGGGGAAGCACGAGUUCUUGAUAUGAAAUGCGUGGGUAUAGGAUUACUUGGGUACUUGGGCGGCG
Molecule: messenger RNA, 1547 nt
Organism: Saitoella complicata NRRL Y-17804
Lineage: Eukaryota; Fungi; Ascomycota; Saitoellomycetes; Saitoellales; Saitoellaceae
Exons: 1
Coding region: 46-1503 (485 amino acids)
Source: RefSeq, a predicted model, not a curated record